Ziziphus jujuba (common jujube) is the source of this 2206-nucleotide messenger RNA. RefSeq names its product protein high chlorophyll fluorescent 107. Gene Ontology annotation, cellular component: chloroplast. Gene Ontology annotation, molecular function: single-stranded RNA binding; protein binding; mRNA binding. NCBI's taxonomy places the organism in Eukaryota, Viridiplantae, Streptophyta, Magnoliopsida, Rosales, Rhamnaceae. The transcript has 8 exons. The coding region runs from base 114 to 2039 and encodes 641 amino acids. Gene Ontology annotation, biological process: regulation of translation; mRNA processing. The record is from RefSeq and is a predicted model, not a curated record.
AACAAGGAUUAAAGAGUAAUUUUAGGAGCUGCUCCUUUCUUCUCUCCUACCCGCCUCACAUUUCUUUGAAAGUGAAACAUUACAGUUUAAUCCGUUGAAAACACAGAAAAACUAUGCACCUCCUCUCUUCUUCUCCUUCUUCUUCCUCGAACCCGAACUUCAACGUCUUCUCCACCUCCCAAAACAAUUCAACAAAUCUCUCCAAUUUCACACUCAAAACCACCAUUUUAACCUUCCACUCCUGUACAUAUUCCCUCUCAGUCCCUCCACGUUGCUCUUCCAGUGACUCCUCCACUUCAGUCCUCGAAAGCACCUCAAACAUUGCCAUAUCAGAUGGAUGGAAGCCUGAUGAUGUCCAAUCGAAGAGAGAGACUACUGACAGUUUGCUGGUUGUUCGCCGGCCGGCGAUGGAGGCACCUGGAGACGGGGAUGAUGAUGAUGAGCACAAAAUGGAAGGUGAAGAUGAUGAUGAUGAAUCGAAAUCAACGGUGAUCGAUGUGGGACUCAAUGAGUUCGCGAAGAAGAUGCCUAUUUUCGAGCCCGACAAGAGGGUGGAGUCGUCGGGGUCGAAAGAGAAGCCUUUGACCGUGAAUUUGGACUUGGCAUUGUACAGAGCUAAGGUUUUAGCCAGGAACCAUCGCUAUGCAGAAGCUGAGAAUAUCCUUCAAAAGUGCAUAAAAUAUUGGCCGGAAGAUGGGCGUGCUUACGUGGCAUUGGGAAAAACAUUAAGCAAACAAUCCAAGACAGCAGAAGCUCGGGCUGUAUAUGAGAAAGGUUGUCAGGCAACUCAAGGGGAAAAUGCCUAUAUCUGGCAGUGCUGGGCUGUUUUGGAAAAUAGGAUUGGAAAUACAAGGAGGGCAAGAGAAUUGUUUGAUGCUGCCACAGUUGCCGAUAAGAAACACGUCGCAGCGUGGCAUGGAUGGGCAGUUGUGGAGCUAAAACAGGGAAAUCUCAGGAAGGCAAGGAAUCUUCUAGCUAAAGGUCUUAAAUUUUGUGGAGGAAACGAGUACAUAUAUCAAACGCUUGCAUUGCUGGAAGCUAAAGCAAAUCGCUACGAGCAAGCUCGAUAUUUGUUCAGGCAGGCCACAAAAUGUAAUUACAAAAGCUGUGCCAGUUGGCUAGCAUGGGCUCAAUUGGAGAUCCAGCAGGAAAAUUAUGGUGCUGCCAGGCAACUAUUCGAGAAAGCUAUACAGGCAAGCCCCAAGAACAGGUUUGCAUGGCAUGUCUGGGGAGUUUUUGAAGCAAAUAUUGGAAAUUUUGAUAUGGGAAGGAAGCUUUUAAAGAUCGGACAUGCCCUUAAUCCAAGAGAUCCUGUUCUACUUCAGUCUCUUGCUUUAUUGGAGUAUAAAUACACAACUGCAAAUCUUGCUCGAGUGAUGUUCAAGAGAGCAUCUGAAUUGGAUCCGAGGCACCAACCAGUGUGGAUGGCAUGGGGAUGGAUGGAAUGGAAAGAAGGAAACAUCGCCACAGCAAGGGAAUUAUACCAAAAAGCCCUAUCAGUUGACUCAACUAGUGAAACUGCUGCUAGAUGCCUGCAGGCUUGGGGAGUUUUAGAACAGAGAAUUGGCAACCUAUCUGCAGCUCGAAGAUUAUUUAAAUCCUCACUAAAUAUAAACUCUCAGAGUUACAUCACAUGGAUGACAUGGGCAGCGUUGGAGGAGGAUCAAGGAAAUGCUGUGCGUGCUGAGGAAAUUCGAAACCUCUAUUUCCAGCAGCGAACUGAAGUAGUGGAUGAUGCUUCAUGGGUAAUGGGAUUCUUAGACAUCAUAGACCCAGCACUUGACAGUGUAAAGAGACUAUUCAAGAUGGACCAAAACUCAUACAGCAUGUCACAAGAUUCUUUGAAAAGAAUGGCAGGGAUGGAUAAGAUUAGCAUUGAUGGGGGAUCAUUUGGCUCUUCCUCUAGUGGCUUUAAUUUGGAUGCUUUCAUCAUGGAAAGGUUGUCUCUAGACCCGUCAAAGCUCGAAAUUCAGACAGAAACUAUAAGAACUUCUUUACCAAAAAGAUACACAAGGAAAACAUCCAAGGCUAUUUCCUAGUGGAGACCUUCCAUUUAUUGAUUACAAAUGAUGAGGUUUAGGGGUUUCAAAUAUAGAAAACAAACGAAAGUUGUGAAUUAUACUAUUUAUACGAAAAAAUUAAUCUCCAUUAGCUUAUCAUGUAUGACAGAUUAAUCACUUUUGAAUGUCAUUUUUUCUUUUCUUCA